GAUGCAGCAAGACUGUUUUUUUUGCCUCCACAACCACUGCUUGUACCUAGAAUGAUCAAUAAUUUCUACGAAUUGACCUGUGCGUUGACAAACGACUACAUCGGCCGCUACAAUAGACUGACUUUUGUCAAAAAAAUUGUUCAAGCGGGUGACAAAUUGACCCAAUACUUUGUGUAUUCGGAUCAGUCCCAGCAACACACCAUUUUGAUCGCUAAUGUGGUGCAAUUAACCCCUCAAAAGCUGGUGGUAACUUUAUGUGGCCACAAACAGGACGAAGGUGAUAAGGUAGACUCAGUAGUAGUGGACUGGAGCAUUUUGAACCCAAAAAACUCUAUUGUGUUGCCAUUGGAUGAAAUCAACUUAUCGAGUGAGAUCAUUGCUCUUUUUAACAGCCAACUUGACAAAGAGGUUAAUAGAGAGUACAUGGAAGCGCUCUUUAAAAGAAGUUUGCGGUCUCAUGAAAAGGCUCUGAUACUGGUACCGGCUCUGGAAUCGGCUCUGGAAUCGGCUCUGGCAGUGGCCCUGGCUCUGGUACCAGCUCUGGCUCCAUCUACAUUUUUGCUGGAUCCACCGGCAUCCAAAAACGCUUCGAUUCCUGAUAAACCCGGUUUUGAUGACGAAUACGAGAUGCAGAGCCACCGGGCGGUUUUGGGGUUACCACCACCUGGUGGUCCACCAUCUGGCGGUGUUCCCUCGGUGGGAGACGACGACUUAUAUCCUGGUGGCAUCAAAGACCCCAGUACGAGAGGGUACCUAGAUCCGUUGAGAGACACUUCAAGAGGUUCUGGUGGAAUGUACCCGUCGGCUAACCAUCCGCUCUUCAACCGAGACCGAAUGGGGGGCCCUGGAAAUGCUCCCUUUGGGGCUCGGUACGACGACCCAUUAGUAGGUGAUCCUGAUGAUAUGGACCUAAUGGGAGCCGGCCUCCCAGGGUUCAGGAAACCCAGUGGUGGUUCUGGGGGUGGCGGGUUCCCGGGUCAGUUUGGCAACCACAACCCGUUCGGCGGAUUGUAAUGAGGGGGUUUAUGCCGAUGUGCCGAUCGCAAUCAGCAUCAUCAAAAAAAAUGGGGUACACGAUGAGGUGAAAUGGAAUUGGAAGAUAAAAGUCAAAAAAAACUUAAAUCAGGCGCAAAUUAAAAGCAACCUGUUCAGUCCAAAUGGAAGGGAUUAAUAAGGACUUAUCAAUAAUUUAGCUAGGUCAAUAACUUAAUCAUUGUCUAAUCUUAUUAAGGAUAAACCU
Yamadazyma tenuis ATCC 10573 is the source of this 1240-nucleotide messenger RNA. The record is from RefSeq and is a predicted model, not a curated record. Lineage: Eukaryota; Fungi; Ascomycota; Pichiomycetes; Serinales; Debaryomycetaceae.